CCGCCAGCACUCAGCCCUUCUCGACCCUUCGCCAAAAAAACGACCCUCUUCUCUGCUCUCUGCUUCUCCAAACCAGAGACCCCUCUGUUUUUUUUUUCUUCCAUCGCCGCCGUAUCUCUUCUCCCUUCUCUUCUCUCUCGCCAUUCCCUCUGCCUCUCCGUCGAUGGCGACGGGGAGGGCGGUGGAACUCGUUGGCAACCCUUAUCUCUCUCGUAUCCCUAUCCUACUCUCUUUUCCUACCCAGCAAUCGAAACCAAUCGAACUUCAAAACCCAUCUCCUCUUCUCUUGCCGCCGCCAUAAAAGACGACCCGACUGAAGAAACUCCUCAGAGCUUCUCCUCUAGCCGCCGACUCUUACUCUCCUCAAUCCGCCGUAGGUCGCUGAAAAUCUACCGGGGGACCUUCAAGGUAGAAGAGUUCCGCCGCCGGCGAAAGCGACGAUGAGCGAAAUGGUGGCCAGAGACGACAGCGACUCAGGGUCUCGCCGCAAGCAGAGAACCAGUCCGUCGACUGAUAUUUUUGGUAGGAGGGAGUGGUGCCGCCGCCGACGCAGAAACAACUGCCACCAGCCAGAGGAAACACCAGAACCUCUCGAACCCUCCCCCUUUGCAGUGACUAAACGAAGAGAUUUAGUUUCUGUUUGCAGGUAGUGCGUGGUGAGUCCUUAGUGGUCUUUGAAGAGGUGGCCAAUUUUCCGAAUGUUGUAGGUUUUGGUUGUGCCUAGAGCAAGUAGCAAAGGGUCAAUGACUUCAAUUUCCUCCUCUUUUGUAGAGCUCGCAAUAGUCCUUGUAAUUAAUUGUAAUUAAUUUUAGUCAUUGCUUUAUUUAGAGGUUUACUCAUGUGAUGUAUGAUGUAUCGAGUUUGAUAAUAAAGUCUUUGUUUUUCCUCGUUCAAUUUGUCACAUUUAAUCUAUCAUGCCCAAAUCCAAACUCGAGCAACAAACUUUGC
Messenger RNA from Linum tenue, 948 nucleotides. Lineage: Eukaryota; Viridiplantae; Streptophyta; Magnoliopsida; Malpighiales; Linaceae. The record is from the annotation of a GenBank genome assembly.